CUUCAACAUCUGCAAACGUCCCAUGCCAAAGCAUGUCGUUCCCCCAAGCAGCGCCGCCCAAGAAGCCCCUCGACGAGUUCGUUCGUCUAGCGGAUAAUGUCUUGCUGUACGCGCCCUCCUCCUCCUCUGGUGCGGGCAACAACGUGUCCAAUGACAUGCUCAUCGUGUCGUGCACGUGGAUGGGCGCAGCAUCGAAGCACAUAGCAAAGUACACAGAUGGAUACAAGACGCUCUUCCCGUCCGCCGCAAUCCUGCUAGUCCGCAAUAACCUGUCAGACAUGCUGUUCGCGUCCAGGGCCGACAAACGACUCGACCCCGCGCUGUCCGUCAUCAGGAAAUAUGCGCAGACACGACAUUCCAAAGCGCCGCCCAUGAUCCUCAUCCACUCGUUCAGCAACGGCGGCGCAAACCAACUCAUCAGCCUCUCAACCCUCUUCCUCGCCGCCGAACACCGGCCCAUCCCCGCCCGCGCCCUCAUCCUCGACAGCAGCCCCGGCACCGCAACCUGGCAGCGCAGCCACGCGGCCAUCACCCUCAGCCUCCCGCGCAACAACCCGCUCAUCCGCAUCCUCGGCGCCCUCCUCGUCCACGCCCUGCUCCUCGCCGUCGCACUCUACCACAUCCUCACCCGCUCCGAGCACCGCAUCACUACUAACAACAGACUGCUGAAUGACCCGGCGCUGGUGGAUCGGCGGGCCAGGCGCGUGUAUGCCUAUUCGAGGGCGGAUGUCAUGGUUGGGUGGGAGGAUGUGGAGAGGCAUGCGGGGGUGGCGCGGGAGAAGGGGUGGGGGGUGGAGUUGGUGCGGUUUGAGGGGAGUGCGCAUGCCGGGCAUGUGUUGGAGGAUAGGGCGAGGUAUUGGGCGGCGGUUGAGCGGGCUUGGGGGGGUGCAUGAGGGGACGCUGUGUGUCUGUCUGCGUGAGAGGAGGCUGGUUGUGGGCGGAAUGGGUUGGAUUGGAGUGGGUGGGAUAGUCAGAGUUUGGGAUGAUGUUGUUGAUGUGUGCACUUUGGGAUGAUAUAUGGGUUGAUUUGAGGCUAUUUGGGUUAUUAUAGGCGUUGGUAAUUAGCUAAUGGUGCUUGUAUUUAUGUAGGGUUUUUCAUGCUGGUGUUCGUAGGUACUAAUUAAGUUAGAUCUUACCAGUAGUAGGUACCUUACUGGGAUUCAAGGUUAUGUAAGCCAGAUGAGCACAUGAAUCCACUUCCUUGGC
This is a messenger RNA of Pseudovirgaria hyperparasitica, 1206 nucleotides long. RefSeq lists its product as uncharacterized. Bases 33 to 893 code for a protein of 286 amino acids. The transcript is spliced from 2 exons. The record is from RefSeq and is a predicted model, not a curated record. NCBI's taxonomy places the organism in Eukaryota, Fungi, Ascomycota, Dothideomycetes, Acrospermales, Acrospermaceae.